UGUCCAUUCUCUGCUGGUCCCUCUCUUCUCUCUCCUCCCUUAAACCCCAUCUCUCUCUCUCUCCCCUCUAUCUUCAUCCUCUCUGCUGAGUGCUGACUUGAAGUCUUUGGAUUUUGUUUUUGGCCCAUUUGGAAAAUCAAUCCUCUUAAAACAGAAGCAUAUCUCUGUAUAAUUAUACCCACAAACUGUAUUAUAAUUGAUUCUCUCUCUCUCUCCCUCCCAAAAAGUAAGAAGAGAAAAGGCAAAGUAUAUAUAUAUAACCUCCGCCAUGAAUGCUUCCUUGCUUCCUUAACAACCCAUCUCCCUUGUUUUUUAAGCUCUGCAUCAUUCAUUACUAGCAAAUAUCACUGACCUACCAAACAAACCAACUCAUCAAAGCACAAUCCCAGACAGGACAUAUUUUCCAAUCCCAUUUAUGCAUAUGUUUUGCUUCCACCCUACACCUCUCUGCUCUCUCUCUCCUCUUUCUCUCUCUAAAAACUUGAUCACUGCAAAACCCACAUCCCAGAAUACGAUUCCGAGCUCCAAUGUCUAAGGACCCGUCUCAACCCGACCCAGAAACCAUGCCAUUCUUCGAAGCUUUCAAAAAGUUGAAGCGUUUGAAGCUGUUGGAGCCGUCCCUGGGCGUUAUGGGAUUCUUCUUUGCCAGUGUUGGUGUGAUUUUGUGCUUCUUUUACUUGGAUUACAGAGCUGUUGUCAAAGAGUAUCGGUUCCCGGGCCAAUCGGCGCGGUUCAUGUGGCUGCAGAGCAAUAACAGGUGGGGCAGGGACCGGAGGGUUGAGUUUCUGGGAGAAGAGGGUGGUGGCUGUGACGUGUUUGAAGGGGAUUGGGUGUGGGACGAGUCGUAUCCGCUGUAUCAGUCCAACGAUUGCCGGUUUGUGGAUGAAGGGUUUAGGUGCUCUGAAAAUGGCCGCCCUGAUUUGUUCUACACCAAGUGGAGAUGGCAGCCCAGGCACUGCAACUUGCCCAGAUUUGAUGCCAAGUUGAUGUUGGAAAAACUGCGUAACAAGCGGUUAGUGUUUGCUGGCGAUUCAAUUGGAAGAAACCAGUGGGAAUCACUCCUCUGCAUGCUCUCUUCCGCAGUUCCUAAUGAGGCGAUCUAUGAAGUGAAUGGGAACCCAAUUACUAAGCACAAAGGAUUCUUGGUGUUCAAAUUCAAGGAUUUUAACUGUACUGUGGAGUACUACCGAUCUCCAUUUCUUGUACUGCAGAGCCGUCCUCCUUCUGGGGCUUUAAGAAAUGUCGGAACAACUCUGAAGGUGGAUCAAAUGGAUUGGAAUUCCGCAAAGUGGAGAGAUGCAGAUGUGCUGGUCUUCAACACAGGGCACUGGUGGAAUUACGAGAAGACUGUAAGAGGGGGUUGUUACUUCCAGGAAGGGGAGCAAGUAAAGAUGGAAAUGAGCGUAGAAGAUGCGUAUCACAAGUCCAUGGAGACUGUGGUGCACUGGAUAGACACUCAAGUAAAUUCAAGCAAGACUCAAGUUUUCUUUCGAACAUAUGCUCCUGUGCAUUUCAGAGGUGGGGAUUGGAAGACCGGGGGAAACUGCCACUCGGAGACACUUCCUGAGCUAGGUUCCUCAUUGGUGCCUCCUCAAUCAUGGGAUCAAUUCAGGGUAGCCAAUGUUGUGCUCUCAGCUCACCCAAACGCAUCACAGACGACAAAGAUUGAUAUACUAAACGUAACUCAAAUGACUGCACGGAGAAAAGAUGGGCAUUCGUCUUUGUACUUUCAGGGUCCUAAACUUGGCCCUGCACCUCUCCAUCGCCAAGAUUGCAGCCACUGGUGUCUGCCUGGAGUGCCCGAUACAUGGAACGAACUACUCUAUGCGCUAUUCCUAAGGCAGCUGGUGAUGGGCACAUAUAACUCCUCAACUUAUAGGGCACAGGUAUGAUUGAACCAAGUCUCCUGUUUAUAUGUUGCAUGGAAGAAACGCUUGGAUGCGCACAGCAAUGAUUCCGAGGGGAGAAGGGAAAAGAUGAAAGAAAAUGGCAGAUAUCAUCAAUUUUGUCAGGAUUUCGAGUUUCGGGUUGAUGGAACACCAGAACAGCAUUUUGGAGGAUAGUGUAAAUUUAUAGGUUUCCAAGGGUUUCUUGAAUCAAAUUAUGAAAGUUUAAAUUUAUAGUUUGGUUUUUUCUUUUUACUUUUAAUUAUUAAACAGGCACUGUAAUCCUUUGGAAAUAUGUAAUUAAAUAGCUUUUUUGAAUAUAAAUUGAGAAUCAUCAGCAAUGCUCAUUACUGU
Molecule: messenger RNA, 2240 nt
Organism: Malus domestica (apple)
Lineage: Eukaryota; Viridiplantae; Streptophyta; Magnoliopsida; Rosales; Rosaceae
Product: protein trichome birefringence-like 10
Cellular component (GO): Golgi apparatus
Molecular function (GO): O-acetyltransferase activity
Source: RefSeq, a predicted model, not a curated record